This is a messenger RNA of Tachysurus vachellii, 2301 nucleotides long. Its product is annotated as NLR family CARD domain-containing protein 3-like. The record is from RefSeq and is a predicted model, not a curated record. Lineage: Eukaryota; Metazoa; Chordata; Actinopteri; Siluriformes; Bagridae. Bases 222 to 2144 code for a protein of 640 amino acids. The transcript has 5 exons.
CUCGUUCUUCGUAAAGUGAAAGUGUUUCUCCCUCCGAAUCGACUCCAUUUUGUGAAGCGUUUGUAGAAGUUAAAACAUGUUUAUCAGCAGCAGAAACGGUGAUAUUAAUGUGACAGAACGAGGCCUGUUGACUAAAGGAGUGUGAUCCAUUCCAUCAGAAGAGAUCAGACUCUUCAGGACUCAGCUGUGUGUUUGUGUGUAAACUUUACUAAUAUUUAAAGAUGGAGACUCCUGAUCUGGACACAGAUAAUGUUUCUACACCAUCAAACAACUGUAAACUCAAGAGAAAGAGAUCAGAAUCACCAACACACAGCUGUAUCUCCAUGAAGAGUCAUCAGUCUAUGGAUCAUCCUCUGAGGUUUAAAGAUGGAGACUCAUCACUUCUACACAGUAAACUCCAGGGAAAGAGAUCAGAAUCACCAACACACAGUUGUAGCUCCAUGAAGAAUCAUGAGUCUAUGGAUCAUCAUCUGGAGGUUAAAGCUGUAGACUCCUCACUUCUACACAGGUACGACCCAGAAUCUGCUGGUGGAAAUGAAUUCCAGAAAAAGUUCAAAUUAAAUCUGAUGAAGAAGUUUCAGUGUUUGAAUGGAGUGAUAAUAAACCUGGGAACCCAAACACUCCUGAAUGAGAUCUACACAGAGCUCUACAUCACAGAGGGAGACAGUGGAGAAGUCAAUAAUGAACAUGAGGUGAGACAGAUCGAGGCUGCAUCCAGGAGAAGAACAACAGAGGAAACACCAAUCAAAUGCAAUGACAUCUUUAAGCCUUUAUCUGAACAAGACAAACCCAUCAGAACUGUGCUGACAAAUACAUCAUCUAAACAAGUCAAACCCAUCAGAACUGUGCUGACAAAUACAUCAUCUAAACAAGACAAACCCAUCAGAACUGUGCUGACAAAUACAUCAUCUAAACAAGACAAACCCAUCAGAACUGUGCUGACAAAGGGAGUCGCUGGUAUCGGAAAAACCGUCUCUGUGCAGAAGUUCAUUCUGGACUGGGCUGAAGGGAAAGUAAAUCAGGACGUCCACCUCAUAUUUCCACUUCCUUUCAGAGAGCUGAACUUGAUGAAGGACCAGAAACUGAGUCUGAUGGAGCUCCUUCAUGUCUUUUUUAAGGAAACAAAAGAAACAGAAAUGUCCAGUUUGGAAAAGGUUCUGUUCAUUUUUGACGGAUUGGACGAGUGUCGUGUUCCUCUAGAUUUCCAGAACACAGUGAGAGUGUGUGAUGUAACUGAAUCAGCAUCAGUGUCUGUGCUGCUGAUAAACCUGAUCAAAGGAAAUCUGCUUCCCUCUGCUCUCAUCUGGAUCACCUCCAGACCUGCAGCAGCUGAUCAAAUCCCCUCUGAGUGUGUGGAUCGAGUCACAGAGGUACGAGGGUUCAAUGACCCACAGAAGGAGGAGUACUUCAGGAAGAGGAUCAGUGAUCAGAGCCUGGCCAAUAACAUCAUCACACACCUGAAGUCAUUAAGAAGCCUCUACAUCAUGUGUCACAUCCCAGUCUUCUGCUGGAUCUCAGCCACUGUUCUAGAGAGAAUGUUGGGUGAAGCAGAGAGUGGAGAGAUCCCCAAGACUCUGACUCAAAUGUACACACACUUCCUCAUCAUUCAGACAAACUUCAUAAGAGAAAAAUACUCAAAGAAGCAGGAGAGUGAUGAAGAAAUGCUUUUUAAACUGGGACAACUGGCUUUUCAGCAGCUGAUGAAAGGGAACCUGAUCUUCUAUGAUGAAGACCUGAGAGAGUGUGGUAUUGAUGUGACAGAAGCAGCAGUGUACUCAGGUGUGUGUACUCAGAUCUUCAGAGAGGAGUUUGGGCUUCACCACAGUAAAGUGUACUGCUUUGUUCAUCUGAGCAUUCAGGAGCAUCUCGCAGCUCUGUAUGUUCACCUGACCUUCAUGAAGGAGAAGAGAAAUGUUCUUAAACAGAAUCAACACUCUAACAGGUGGAUGAAAGCAAAUACAAUCUCAGAUGUACACAAGAGUGCUGUAGAUCAGACUUUAGAAAGUGAGACUGGACAUCUGGAUCUUUUCCUUCGCUUUAUUCUGGGUCUCUCACUGGAGUCCAAUCAGAAACUCUUACAUGCUUUAGUAACACAGACAGGAAGAAGCUCCCAGAGCAUAAAGAAAACAGUUCAGUACAGUUAAGGAGAAGAUCAGUAAAGAUGAAGAUCUUCCUCCAGAGAAAUCCAUCAAUCUGUUCCACUGUCUGAAUGAACUGGGUGAUGAUUCUCUAGUGGAGGAAAUCCAACACUUCCUGAAAUCUGGAAAACAAAGUCGACUUUCUUCUUCACAGCUUUCUGCU